AUGAGGGUCGAGAAGCAGCAGCAGCAGGAUGGAACAGAAGUUACUGUUGAUACACAAAUGUCGUAUCUCAGUAUCUAUGACACAUACACGAAAUUGAAAAAGACAGUAAUAUUAGUUAUUAUAAGUUUUAUGGGUUUUCUAGCAACAUUUGAUGAAGCUGUGUAUUUACCGGCAUUACCAGCGCUGGUUAUUGAUCUGCAUACAACCGAAAGUUUAGGUUUACUAACAAUUAGUAUUUAUUUAUUGGCAAUUAGUCUAUCGGGACUGAUAUGGGGAGUAUUGACUGAUUAUUAUGGUCGUAAACUGAUUACAUCCUUUGCACUUGCUGGUUUUCUAUUGGCAGUCAUUGGAUGUUACUUUUCACCAAACAUCUAUUUAUUUUUGGUCUGUCGUAUACUGCAAGGAUGUCUGGUAUCAGUUACAUUGGUGGUUGGUCAAGCCACAAUCGCAGAUAUCUACGUGGCAAAUGAACGUGGUAGUGCUACGGGUGUAUUUUAUGGUUUCUAUUUUUCUGCCGUAUUACUAGGUCCAGCAGUCGGUGGACAGUUAUCUCAUCAUUUUGGUUGGAGAUCAACGUUUAUUGUGGUGGGUUUAAUAUCAUUUUUUCUCUUGAUCAGCUACAUCUUAUUUGUACCAGAAACACAACAGUACAAAGUUGCAAAUAAAUACAGGACUGAACAUAACGUAACGUUAGCUGAGUCAGAUCAGCUUUCGAAACCGACUCUAACGAAUCCGUGUGUACCACUACUAUACUUGAAGGAUUCUAGAAUUAUUCCAUAUGUUUUCGUACUUGCCAUCGGCUAUGUUUCGAUCAACGUCGGUUACCUUCUAUUCUCUACCCAACUAGCUAAGGCUCCAUACAAUUAUCAAGUAAAUAUAAUCGGUCUACUUUACAUACCAGUCUAUAUAGCAAUGUUUAUUGGCAGUAUAGUAGGUGCUAAACUAGCGGAUUUAGUAGCAAUUAAAUAUUUUCAAACGUCAAAAAUUGUGGAAGGAUGUAUUGUACCUGGACUAAUAUUUUCAUUAUUAACACCAAUUGGUUUAAUAAUUUACGGGUGGUCAGUUCAAUUCGGUGCUAAUAUUUUAUUUUUAAUUCUUGGACAAGUGUUCUACGGUCUAGGACAGGCUGCCACUCGACCCGGUAUCUAUUCGUACUAUACAAUUCGAUAUCAACAAAAUUCAGCUGCAAUUAUAUCUGCAAAUAACUUCGUACAGCUGUCAUUAACUUCGAUCGUUCUCUCAUUUAGUGCGACAAUUGUACAGACAAUUCAGAUUGGACCAUAUUUUACAAUAAUGGCCGUAUAUUUGGGUUUGACUUCGUCAUCUCCAACAUCUCAAAAAGAGUACGAAUUCGCAGAAAACUUAUAUGAAACCAUCAAAUCGGUCAAAAGUGCUACGACAUAUCGUUAUUCAGAAGAAACUACGAUGGACGUUGAUGAUGACCCCUUUGAUUACUCUAGUAGCAGUGAUGAAGAGGAAGGGCAUCAUGAUAACAACUCUGAAUCGGAGGAAGAGGUCAAUGGAGAGGAAAGCAAAAGCGAGAAAGAUAAACAUCACUUGGCUAACUAUUCACUAGAUUUUAUGCAGGAGGUAGUCGACUACGCUGACGAAAAAGACAAAAAUGGGAAACGACGUCGAUCAUGGAAGACUGUCCAUCACAGUUACAAAUCAGUUCCAAAUCAAUCGUAUGUAAGUCGAUUUCGUACAUAUCUGCAUCAACACGGAACGAAGCGACAAAAGACCAACGAUAUUGAUGAAAUUGUAUUUAAAAAUAUUUUGCAUGCUCGGGAACAAGCUCUGCCUCUGCACGACGUUGCUCUACAGCGGUGGGCGCUAAAAGCAGCUAAAGAAGUACAUUUGGAAGCUUUUCAUGCUUCGCACGGUUGGGUGAAUAACUUCAAGCCAGACAUCACGUCGUAUCACGCCGAAUAA
Didymodactylos carnosus is the source of this 1932-nucleotide messenger RNA. The record is from the annotation of a GenBank genome assembly. Lineage: Eukaryota; Metazoa; Rotifera; Eurotatoria; Philodinida; Philodinidae.